Arabis nemorensis is the source of this 315-nucleotide messenger RNA. NCBI's taxonomy places the organism in Eukaryota, Viridiplantae, Streptophyta, Magnoliopsida, Brassicales, Brassicaceae. The record is from the annotation of a GenBank genome assembly.
AUGGCGGCGAAGAGCAAGGCGCCUGUAAAAGUAGGAAUUAGGCGUAGACUAACAUUUUUGUUUCCUCGUCAAGUCAAAGCAGCUAAGAAUGAGACCUGCGUUAUCUGUCUCGACCAAGACAUCGAUUCUGAUGUCAUGUUUCUUGUUGGUAGUUGCGGUCAUCGGUUUUGCUUAAACUGUGUGAAACAGCAUAUAGAAGUGAAGCUUCUUGAUGGAAAGAUACCGAAUUGUCUUGAGCAUCGGUGCCAGUCUCAGCUAUCUAUUCGUAAAUGUGUCAAGAUUUUGACUCCAAAGCUGAGUUUGAUGUGGAAAUAG